Molecule: messenger RNA, 1269 nt
Organism: Rhodofomes roseus
Lineage: Eukaryota; Fungi; Basidiomycota; Agaricomycetes; Polyporales; Fomitopsidaceae
Exons: 9
Molecular function (GO): UDP-glycosyltransferase activity
Source: RefSeq, a predicted model, not a curated record
AUGGGCACUACCGUGAGCUCGAGGUCUCCUCAGCGGCACUUGGUUUUGUUCAACUACGAAGCAUGGGGACAUAUGCGCCCUAUGUGUAACUUCGCUGCGCGGAUCGUGAAGAUGCAGCCCACUAUCCUGAUUACACACUUCGUCACACCCACGUUUUAUGACAGGGUGCAGACAGAGCUAAGGAGGAACUUCGAGGAUCAGGAGUCGAGCCUUUUGGAACGCAUCCGGAUCAUAGCACUGCCAUGUGACAAUACCAACCCGUUGGACAGCAGCGCGCUUCAGAACGCCUUCGCCAAUGCAUACGAGAAGCUCGUGAACCUACAGCCCGUGAGCUGCGUCAAGACGGAAGCGGAGAUCAAGACAACAUGUUGCCCCGAUUUGGUCGUGGUAGAUUUCUUUGGCAGUGCCCCCAUUGAUGCCGUGCGCAAGGCGAGUAAGAAACAGGUCAAGGUUCUGUUCUGGUUCGCGGGUUCAGCGACGUCACUCUUUUGUGUCGGUGGCCCUGAGAGUCAGGGCGGAAAGGGCAAUCUCCGUACCAGGAGCCAGGAAGUUGCCAAACGGACCUGUAUCAGCAUUGAGGAAGCGGCAGCACAGAUUACCUUGACUGGCAAAGGAUCUCUCGUCCGACUGCCAGGUUUACCGCCGAUGUAUGACUAUGAAAUCCAGCCGCAACGCGUGAGCUUUUCUUGCACACGCGUGUGGGAUCGCGAUACUCACUUCGACUCUGUAGCCGAUCGCUCCACUUGCGUUGCUGGCACCAUGGAAGCAUGUGAUGGAAUAGUCCUCGCCACACCAGAAUGCUAUGAAACAGAAGCAAUCGCGGCCUUGCGAGACUGGCUGGCAGGGUCCUCUCGGCUUAUCUACGCAUGUGGACCCCUCAUUCCUUCCGGCGUUCAAGCAGUUGCCUAUGAGAAAUUACAAAGCUCGGACGCAGCCAAGGUGGAGAGCUUUUUGCAUGCUAAACUAGCUAGCCACGGCGAGCACUCCGUUCUCUAUAUAUCCUUCGGAACCAUCUUCUUCCCAUUGGAGCCUGAGAAACUCGCAGCAUUCCUUGAAAUCGCUGUGGAGAAGAAGGUCCCCUUUAUCUUAAAUCAUACGUCACCUUACAUCCCCCUCCCGGACUUCGUCACAGACAAGCUCAGCAGCUACUCCGACUGCAUGGUGACCAAAUGGUGUCCUCAACAGCUCGUUCUAAGCCAUAGUGCCACGGGUUACUUUGUAUCGCAUGCAGGACACAACAGCGUGAUCGAGGCUAUAACUGAGGGAGUA